Messenger RNA from Diuraphis noxia (Russian wheat aphid), 1486 nucleotides. RefSeq lists its product as uncharacterized. The record is from RefSeq and is a predicted model, not a curated record. Gene Ontology annotation, biological process: cell differentiation; positive regulation of transcription by RNA polymerase II. Gene Ontology annotation, molecular function: protein dimerization activity; DNA-binding transcription factor activity, RNA polymerase II-specific; RNA polymerase II cis-regulatory region sequence-specific DNA binding. Lineage: Eukaryota; Metazoa; Arthropoda; Insecta; Hemiptera; Aphididae.
UAAUAUCAAAAUAAAACAUGCACUAUGUAUUACGGAUUGUAUUUUUAAUUUUUACAAAACCUAGUUCUAAUUUUAAACAUUUCAGGAAGCUAUUUUAAUACUUUCGUACAGGUAAAUUGUAAUUAGAAGAUUCAAGAUAGCUCCAUUAUUAAUAAUCAAAUAAUCAAAUAAUCAAUUGUCAUUAUUAAUUGUACAUCAUGGGACGAAAGAAAAUUAGUAUAUCCAAAAUCACGGACGAACGGAACCGUCAUGUGACUUUUAAUAAACGCAAAUUUGGUGUAAUGAAGAAAGCUUACGAGUUAAGUGUAUUAUGUGACUGUGAAGUAGCAAUCAUUAUCUUCAACAAGUCCAACAAGUUGUACCAAUAUGCUAGUACAGACAUGGACCAAGUAUUACUUAAAUACACUGAAUAUAGUGAACCACACGAAUCACUGACAAACACUAAUAUUAUUGCUCAACUAAACAGAAGAGGAGGAGAAGGUCCUAGAAGUUCAAAAUCUGUUGAUUCAUCUGUUAGUGAUGGGGCCAAUACAAAUACUCAACCAAAACAAUUUAAAGUUAUGUCCACUCCUAGAAUUAAACUUAAACAUAAUGAUAUUUCUGAUGAAGAAUUCAGAUUACUUAUGACACAUGGAGGGAGGAUAAUGGAUGAUGAAGAUGACGAUGAUGAUGAUGAUGAUGAUAGUAAUGGCCUUGAAUGUGAGCUUAUUCCUGACAUGCCUAAUAUUCCUGGCAUUCCCCCUCACAAAGUUCCAGAAGCUUUAAGAAAAAUACGAGAGAAUAACUCUGUUGAAAAUGCUAAGCGUGUUACUUCCAGCGACUCUGAUAUGAGUGAUGACGAGUUAAAAAUAGACAGUGGUGCUGAUGAUGAUUUUGAAGAAAUAGAUGACAACUUACAUAAGAAUAUUGAAAACUAUAUUUCUCCAACCACUUCGCGACAACAAACUCUGCCUAUUAACCCAACAACUGAUAAAAUUAAAGUCGAAAAAAAUGAUGAUGUUGAUAUUGAAAUAAUYGAAGAUGACAAUGAUCUUUGUGAUGAAGUGAAAAUCUCUAACAGUCCAAAAGCUACAAAACCACAACAAUUGAAACAAAAUAUUCCAAAACCACAAUUACUAUCAGGUUUAGGCUUAGUUCAAAAUAAAUCACCAAAAAAUCAAUCUAUAAAUGUGCGAUACCGCCCUUAUAAUAUUCUACAAACCUCCAAGAAAAUGGUAAAAAUACCACCACAAAAAUCUUUAGAAAUCCGAAGUAACAUAACACACAAUGGACAGUCUCCAAUACAGCAACGGAGAGUUUAUGCAGGAUUCAAACAACGUUUACAGGUCAAAAAAGAUUUGCUGACGUCUCCUGAUAUUAAAAUCAAUAGUGCACAAAUAUCAGAAAGUAGUAAUACAAAUGAUUCUUAGAAUUAUGUGUACAUUUGAAAAUUAUAACAUUCCAAACUUCAUUACUUUUAUUUUWAAAAUUUUUUUUUAAGACUGUA